AUGGAUGACGGCAAAACGAUUAGAGAGAUUCUGUAUGGUGCAGCCCUGAGGGACUCAACCACCGCUUGGGAGUUGCGCAAGCUCUACCACGAGCACGUCCAGCGUGAGCAGUCAAAAGUUAUCGACUUCGAUCCAGACUCUAAGAGCGUGUGGUCGGCUAUCAACAGGCGUUACAGCGGGAUGAGUGGUUCAAGGCAGUACGAUAUGGCUUUCGAAGUGCUAGAAUCUGUAACCAGCACCAUCAGAAGCAUCGGUGAUGAGGCGAGUGCUCAGCACACCUCCUUUGGUACCAAACGAUCCGCUCUUGAGACGCUGCGCAAAAUAGGCAAGACGAUUUGCUUGAGUGGCGAUGUCAUCGGCCACGAAGUUCGUAAACAGUUUGGCGCUGAAACGGUAUUGGAGGAUGCGAUGAAUGCUGUAGUUGCCAAGAUGAGCGAGGAAGAAUGUGAGAAGAUGUGUGCCAUACACGAUGGACGGUCGACUUUCUUGCAAAAGAUGGAGGAGCUUCAUCAGCUUGCCGAAGAUUAUUGCAUCUUCGCUGAUCUUGGGGGUGUGCUCGAUGCGCUUGCCGGCGAGGUUAACGAGGAAGAAGAUGAGAACGAGAAUGAGGAAGAGGAGGGCGAGGAGGACGAUGAAGACGAUGAGGACGAUGAAGAACAUGAGCACGAAAGCCCUGCCUCAGAUGUCCCUAGGCACAACAUAUAUGGCAGAGGCCUUGAGUUCGACAAUUCGGAAGAAGAGAUGGAGUGGAUGGAGUGUUACGACUCUUGCGGUGCACCCAAAAACGACGCGAAAAGCCGAUGGGUUUUGGCUAAAUACGAGAGGAAAAGGGCACGGAGAGGAUGA
Molecule: messenger RNA, 846 nt
Organism: Alternaria infectoria
Lineage: Eukaryota; Fungi; Ascomycota; Dothideomycetes; Pleosporales; Pleosporaceae
Exons: 1
Coding region: 1-846 (281 amino acids)
Source: RefSeq, a predicted model, not a curated record